CUAGCUCAAAGCAGCAGGCGGCAGGGUUUCGAAAGCAGAGCUCGUUUGGGUGCCAUCUCUCCAUACCAUUCAAAAGACAGACGCAGCGAAACAAGCUUUCAGAAUCGGAAGAGGAAGGAAGGAAGAAGGUUGAGAGAUAGCUCUUCAUGGAGAACCUUCACAUCUGUAUUAUAUAACUAGAUGUCUACAUCAGGAUUGACUUGCAGUCCCUCGAGACUUUCUUACUAUGUCAUGCCUGCACGAGGAUCGGCUUCAUUGUGCGGACGCAUUUUAGCUCCCCCAAAUAAUCAGGGUUUUAGAGAAAAGAUGAAACUUCUCUUCCGUUUGGACAGAAACCAUUGGAUGGGUUCCACGCAUAGAUAUGGAUUUCAACAAGCUCUAAAGAUCAAGAGUGCAAUAGACGCUUCAUUCAGUGAUAUGGCCGAUGAUUCAACUGCUAUCUUUCCCAGAAUGAAUGUAAGGGACCCAUACAAGCGGCUAGGAAUCAGCAGGGAGGCUUCUGAAGAAGAGAUUCAAGCAGCAAGGAACUUUUUGAUAAAUAAAUAUGGAGGGCAUAAACCGAGCCUUGAUUCAAUUGAAUCUGCACAUGACAAGAUAAUCAUGCAGAAGUUUCAUGAAAGGAAAAACCCGAAGAUCAAUAUCAGGAAAAAGGUGAGGGAGGUUACACAAUCGCGUGUUGUGCAGGCUGUCACGAGUAGGUUUGAAGCUCCGGCGACGAAUUUCAUUAUAAAGACAGCCGUUGCAUUUGCAAUACUUGGAACACUUACUGUUCUAUUUCCAACAGAGGAGGGACCGACACUUCAGGUGGCCAUUUCCCUAUUGGCUUCCAUAUAUUUCAUAUAUGAAAGGCUUAAGAACUGGAUCCGAGCUUUCUUGUAUGGGGUUGGGGCUUUCUUGGGUUCCUGGCUGUUGGGCACUUUCUUGAUGGUGUCGGUGAUUCCGCCUAUACUUCAUGGCCCAAGGAGUUUAGAAGUGAUGACUUCGCUGAUGACAUACAUACUUCUUUGGGUUUCUUCUACCUAUCUAAAGUAGUAGUGGUAGCGUGUGCUCCUUAUGCUGUCCGCAUUCCGAUUUUCCUAAGCAGGUAGAAGCGGAUAUCUUAUGAGCUGUUUUAUUCAACGUUGUUACGAUUGUGGUUCCCCAAAUAUUGCAUAGUUGCUCAUCUUUUUGCCAUUUUUGCAUGUUUGUUUCUCUAUCGAUCUGUGUUUCCUAGUGCAA
Messenger RNA from Magnolia sinica, 1218 nucleotides. Its product is annotated as protein CHAPERONE-LIKE PROTEIN OF POR1, chloroplastic. The record is from RefSeq and is a predicted model, not a curated record. NCBI's taxonomy places the organism in Eukaryota, Viridiplantae, Streptophyta, Magnoliopsida, Magnoliales, Magnoliaceae. Bases 181 to 1032 code for a protein of 283 amino acids. Gene Ontology annotation, cellular component: chloroplast membrane. The transcript has 5 exons.